AUGACCGGAGAAUGGGGGACCGCCCUGCUGUGCUCCCGAUGUCUGCGCGGCCUGGGGCCGGCGACGACAGACAUCGCCACGCGUCUCAAACGCAUCAAGGGCAAGGAGAAGGCGUUGCCAGACACAGACUGGCUGCUCUAUUCCCAAUGGCUCUUUACAAAAAAAUGCGGAAGCCAUGUCUUCCCCCACGCGAAAGCCUCUCCCCACCCGUGUCGCAACCUGCGCGCCCUUCCAUCCCUCCUCGCCGCGUCUCCCGGCACCCUCCCUUCCAGAGCACCUCACCGAACUCAGGCCCGACACCAUUUCUCCACCAACGCCGGCGCCGCACGACGACCCCAGGACGCGCCAAAUCCCGUCGAGCUGCUCGACCGCUUCACCCGGGGCCGUCCAUACCAAGACAAACCCAUAGAAGUGCAGGACGCCUGGGAAUCCUACAACCUCGUCCGAGAUCGCAAUAGCGUGUUGGCCACGAAGCCGGAAAUUGUCAUUCCCUUCGUCGACCGCAUGGCUACAGGCGCCGAAGCCCUUUACACGUCAGACGGGAGUCUCGACGCGCUCAAUCAGUGGGCGACGCUCCUCAUGCCUCUGCUGUCAGAGGUAGAAUCCCUCAUCGAGCCAGUGUCGCUAGAGGCCUUUUCGAGGCAGUGUCUCUGGGUCCGCUGCAAGGCCCUCGCGGGUGACAUUCCCGCCGCGCUCUCUGGUGUGACGAGAAUGGAGUUGCUUCGAGAUGGGGAGGACCCGGCCAUCGAGUGCAGGGCGUACGAGAGCCUUCUCUUGGCCAUCCAUCGCACCCAGGGUCCCGUCAAGGUUCUCGAGGUCAUCUGCCAAAAAUGGACAGCUCUCGGCGGGCGCAUCUUCGAUCCGCAGUACAGAUACUACGGCAAGGCGGUCAACGACGCGCUCAAGUCGCUCUCCGACACUGCAUUUUCGAUCCUGGACGACAUUGAGUUUCCCGCGGCUGUCGUCGCUGCACGGAGAGACAAGGGCGACAGGGCAGAACGGCUACGGGCGGGGGAGCUUCUCAUAACCUUCCUGAUCGUCAGACGAUGUCCGGAGGACGCUUUCGCUGUGCUCGAAGAGUUGCAUCAACAGGGACUGCGGCCCAACCUGACGCUGCAACUGGAGCUCGUUCUUUCCCUUGUUCGUAACAGAGUCUUUGAGCUCGCAAAUCGUCUCUAUUCGACCUUGUCUACCUUUGUAGAGCCCGGCGCUGAGCCCAGGGAAUACAUCAUGAGCGGCCUCCACCUAUUCGCCCAUCAAGGCGACGUUGACCGUGCGGAGCAUUACUUUGGGAUCCUCAAGGAGCGGAACGCUGUCGGGGUCUCGAGCAUCUCCUUGCGCCUGCAUGUGCACGCUCUCCACGGCGAUACGGCGAGGGUCAUCCAGUUAUUCUACGAAGAACUUGCCGAGGCGCGCGGUCGAGGAGAAGCUCGGAGACGUGCACGCGUCCACCACUACACCUCCGUCAUUAUGGCUCACGCCCAGCGUCGCGACUUUGACGGCAUCAACACCUGGCUCGAGGAGAUGGUCAAGGCGGGCAUCCGUCCCGAUCGGUACGUCUACGAGGUCAUCCUCAACAGCUUUGCCAUGCGCGGCGAGGUCGACGAGAUCGGCACGGUCCUCCAACAGAUGUUCGAAGCGGGCUUCGCGCCCAACGAGAUCACCUACACGACCGUCAUCACGUUGCUGGCGGAGCGGAGGGAUGCCGUGGCCGCAGAGGCGAUCUACAAGCAGGCCAUUCGAGAGGGCGUCGUUCCGGACCGACAGAUGAUCGCCGCGCUCAUGAACGCCCACGCAGAGGUCGGGUCCUGGCGGGGGGUCAUCAGGGCCUUCGACUACAUGACCUCGUCGAAGACGCGGCAGAUCCGCCCGCGCAUGGACGUCUUCAACAUCCUGCUCAAGGCGUACGUCCUCAUCGGCACUCCCUUCGAGACGGUCUCCCGCAUUUUUCGCAAGAUCGAGAACGCGGGCACGCGCCCGUCGAUCCACACGUUCACCCUGCUCAUCCAGUCUGCCUGCGAUUCUGGUCUCAUGGACGUCGCGGCCACCAUCUUCCAGGAGCUGGAGAAACUCGCGAAAGACUGGGAGACGGGGUUCCAGACGAACGCCUACGCGCUCACCGUGAUCAUGGCCGGCUAUCUGCGCCUCGGACACAAGGCAAAGGCGAAGGAAGUGUACGACGACAUGCUCGUGCGGGGCAUCCAGCCCACCUCUGUCACGUUCGGCGCCAUCCUGCGAGGAUACAGCAAUGAGGGAACGGAGGAGAACCUCCAGCUGGCACAGGACUUCUUGCGGUCCCUCAUGGAUUCGGAUCCCAACGACCGGGCGUGGCUCGUGAGCUCGAACACGCGGCUAUCCGGAAUGGAACACAUCUACGGGCCCCUGAUGUCGUCCCACGCGCGGAGAUCGAGUCCGGAGCAGGUGGAGGCCUUGUUUCAAGACAUGAUCGACCAGGGCGGAGAGCCGACGCUGAGCAUGCUGACGCUGCUGCUCAACUCGUAUCGCAAGGUGCGGGACGCCGACUCGGCGCGCAAGGUGUGGGGGCAAAUCGUGGGGCUCGGCAUGCGCUACUCAAAGGUGAAGGGCCUCUUCUCGGGCGCGAACGCGGAGCCCCCGCGCGAGGACCUCCAGCGCCAGGCGAGCAUCCUCUGCGUCCCGCUCUCGAUCUACAUGGACGUGCUCUCCGCCUCGGGGUUCCACCACGAAGUCGCGGACGUGUGGCAGAAGCUGAAGACGAUGCACUUCACCUUCGACUCGCACAACUGGAACCACCUCGUCGCCGUCCUCGUCCGCGCCGGCGAGCCCCUGCGCGCCUUUGGCAUCGUCGAGCGCAUCAUCCUCCCGUACCGCCAACAGCUGCAGCACACCACCGCGGACCGCGAGCGCGCGCCCGAGACGCCGCUCCUGUUCGACGACGAGAUGUUCGCCGGGGCGGACGGCCCGGACGAGAUCGUGCCCGCGCGCGCGGACCGCACGUUCGCCGCGGAGCGCCGCGCCGCCGCCGCGCGCCUCGCGACGCCGCACGCGCAGCUCCUCCGCGGCCGCGGCCGGGACUUUGCGCACCCGCUCCACAUCCUCCACCAGAUUUCGCCGUCGUGGCAGGCGUGGCGCCCGCACCGCGUGACGAUGCUCCUGCUGUCGAUGGUGCUCGACCACCUCGAGUCGGGCCGGCUGAUCCAGCCUAUCCUGCCGGACGACGCGCCCGCGUCGUGGGACGAGGAGUGGGACGAGGACCAGUCGGCCAAGGCGGAUGCGCUCAUAGAGAUGAUACAGGAGACGUGCCCCGAGACGCUGCGGGCGGUGCGGGACUUUAGGACGCAGGAGAGUGCGCAGGCGGAGAUCGACAAUAUGAUCUACUCGAAGCAACCGGGGGUGGCGAGCAUACAAUCGCGCGGCUAA
Heterobasidion irregulare TC 32-1 is the source of this 3399-nucleotide messenger RNA. RefSeq lists its product as uncharacterized. The record is from RefSeq and is a predicted model, not a curated record. The coding region runs from base 1 to 3399 and encodes 1132 amino acids. Gene Ontology annotation, molecular function: protein binding. NCBI's taxonomy places the organism in Eukaryota, Fungi, Basidiomycota, Agaricomycetes, Russulales, Bondarzewiaceae. The transcript is spliced from 3 exons.